ACGGGAGUAGUACGCUUUUUACGUGGGCUUCGAUAAAAAUAACGAACGAAAAUAUGGGCAUAUGGUGACAAAAUCGGUGGUGGAACGGAAUAAAGGGUCUGCCCUUGCGGUACCGGGUGGCCGAAACGGUACCCGUUGGCCGAAAAAUACAUACGACAGUUCGGAAUUUUCGAAUCCGUUAGCUCAAAGAUUGUUGUAGCUGCGGGCAAGCACGGAAAUCAGAUUUCCGCGGUGACCCUUCAGCGUAUAGCUUUGAAAUUAAUCAACAAAAAAAGCAACGAACUUCAACGAUAUAAUCAACGAUACAUUCCUUAAAAGACUUGGAAGUUUAUAUUUUUUUAUAAUUAAUUUUCUAAACUAACUAAAAUUUGGUCAAUGUGAUUAUCUGGCGAAAUCGCAAUUUGACUUCUAAUAAUAAUUAAAAAAUAAGAAAGUGUCCAGUAUAAAUGUGCAACGAAAAGUGAAAAAAUGUCCACGCAAAAUUAUUACAAGGAGAAGCUAGGGUUCGAUCCUAGGGAGUCGAUCUACAGCGAUGCGCCGCCGGAGAAAUAUCGGAAAACGGAAGAGGUACCGCACGGCUACGAGGAAAAUCUCACCAAAUUCAAAGACGAGAGAGACGCUGUCCAAAAGAAGACAUUCACAAAAUGGGUCAACAAACAUCUGAAAAAGGCAAGACGAAACAUUCGAGAUCUCUUCGUAGACCUGCGAGAUGGACACAACCUAAUUUCUCUCUUGGAAGUUUUGAGUGGCGAGCAACUCCCGAGAGAGAAAGGCCAAAUGCGCUUCCAUAUGCUUCAAAAUAUCGAAAUAGCACUGCAUUUCUUACGCUGCAAAAAAAUCAAGCUAGUCAAUAUCCGACCUGAAGACAUUGUAGAUGGCAAUCCUAAGCUGACCCUAGGUUUAAUAUGGACGAUUAUUUUACAUUUCCAGCGUAAAAUGUCUAUGUACAAGUUCGUAAAAGACUCUAGUUCCAAAAGACUCUUCAUGCAAGGAACCUCAUCCACUAGCCCUAGUCCCAGCCCUAUACUAGGUCCACCCAUAGUCACUAGCUUGGACCAAGCAAAUGGCAGCUACGACAACCUACAAGCAAUACACACCAAGAAAAAGCUCUCUACUGAAGUUUUGGGUAGCUCGUUGGAAACUAUCAAAACAAAUCGAACUGGCGAUGAUGGUUCCAGAAGAAUUACUACAAGGAUAGUGCGCAAAGUGACAACAUUAACGCGCGGCGAAGAGCAAAGUCGAGCAGAAGAUUUACUGAAACGAGCUCAGCAACAAAGCAUCAGGAGUGCCCAGGAUGUUGCACGAGAGGCGGAUGAGGUUUUAGUGAAGAGAGUCAAGAUUUCCGAUAUAAUUGUCGGUCAAGAACCCAACGUUUCCGCCAAAGAUUACCUGCUCCGAUGGGCCAAACGUACGGUACACAAAUACCCUGGAGUCCAUGUCCAAGAUUUCACCAAGUCCUGGAGGGACGGUUUGGCUUUCAGUUCCAUUUUACAUAGAAACCGGCCUGAUCUUAUCGACUGGGGCAGAGUGCGUAAUCAACGGCCUAGAGAACGUUUGGAAACUGUGUUCUAUAUGGCUGAGAAGGAGUAUGGAGUGACCAGGCUCUUGGAUCCAGAAGAUGUCGACACUCACGAACCUGAUGAGAAAUCGCUCAUCACCUACAUUUCGUCUCUGCAUGAAGUAUUUCCGGAGCCUCCGCCAAUUCACCCGCUUUAUGAUUCUGCUGCACAACAAAGGCUACAGGAAUAUAGAGAAAUUGCGAGGAAUUUGCAAAUGUGGAUUCGAGAAAAAUACAGCCUUAUGCAGGAUCGCAGUUUUCCUCCUACUCUGAUAGAAAUAAAGAAACUCUCUGCAGAAUCGACCAGAUUCCGCACUGAUGAAAUUCCUCCUAGACAAAGAGACAAACAAUACUGCCAACAACUUUACAGAGAUUUGGAAACUUAUUUCAGAAGCGUAGGCGAGGACGAUAUUGAACCAGAACUGCACAUAGACAAUAUCGAAAGAAAUUGGCAGAGGCUGAUGACGGCCUACCAAGAACGUGACAGGCACAUCAUGGAAGAAAUUAAGCGCCUAGAAAAGUUGCAAAGGUUGGCCGAAAAAGUCCACAGAGAAAUCAAGCAAACCGACUCUAACCUCGACCAAAUUGAACAAGCUAUCGAACAGGAAUCUCGAAGAAUCGAACGACUACACCCUCUGGAAGCCAAAAAAGUUGCUGACCAAAUCGAUCACGAUCUUGUUGUGACAGAGCAAGCUAUUCAGAGUCUUAAGACGGACGCUGGCGAACUGGAUAAAAAGGUAAACAAACUACACGAAAAAUGGGUACGUCUAAGGCGUCAUUUGCACAACAAAAUAGUCGGACCAUUGGCAAAUAUGAGCUUCCCAGUGGAAGAGAGAACUGUUACUAAACACAUUAGGACAGUUCAAGAGACCAGGAAUAUUGAAACCAAUCCCCACUUUAGGUCGUUACAAGAACAUAUUGAGUGGUGUAAAAAUAAACUGAAACAACUGAAAAGAGCAGACUAUGGCACUGACUUACCAUCAGUUCAACAAGAACGGGAUUCUCACCAACGCGAACACAAAAGUAUUGAGCAGUACCAUUCCAAAGUUGAGUCUUGCGUAAAAGCUCAGCAGUACUUUAGCGGCGAGGAAUUGUCCCUUUAUAACCAACAUUUAGGGCAAUUACAAAAAGUUUAUGCUGAACUGCUGUCGUUCAGUACCAACAGGGCCAAUGAUUUGGAAAGUUUCUAUGAUUUUAUCCAAUCAGCUACCAGAGAAUUGCAAUGGCUAAAUGAAAAAGAAGAAAUAGAAGUUACCCGAGAUUGGAGUGAUGUUAAAUUGGAUGUAGACGGUGUUGAGAAGUAUUUUGAGCACCUGAUGAGUGAUUUAGAAAAGCGCGAAAUUCAAUUCAAUUCAGUAUUGGAACGUGGAGAAGCUCUUAUCCUCCAAGCACAUCCAGCUACCAAAGCUAUCGAAGCGCACUUAGCCGCAAUGAAUGCUCAAUGGGCCUGGUUGCUCCAGCUCACCCAUUGUUUGGAAACGCAUCUGCAAAACACCAGGAUCUAUCAGCUUUUCUUUAAGGAUAUUGUUACUGCCGAGGAAUGGCUUAAAGAGAAAGACGAAAUCAUGAACACUGAAUUUAGUCAAGGUGAAUUCGGCCUAGAUGUUGGUGAGCGUCUUUUGCAAGGCAUGCAAGAGCUCAGAGAUGAUCUCAAUACUUUUGGAGAUCAAGUGCAAGCCCUUGCCGAACGGGCGCAAAAUGUUGUGCCACUCAAACAGCGAAGGCAGCCCAUUACAAGGCCAAUGACAGUCACUGCUAUUUGUAAUUACAAAAAGAACGAUUUUGUUAUUGAAAGAAGCAAAGAGUGCACCCUAACUGAUAAUUCCGGUCGUACUAAAUGGAGAGUACACAAUUCCAAAGGCAUAGAAUGCCAGGUUCCAGGAGUAUGUUUUGUCCUUUUACCACCAGACAAGGAUGCUCUAGAUGCAGUAGAUCGUUUACAACGUCAAUAUGACCGCUCUCUAGCCUUGUGGCAAAAGAAACAACUAAGAAUGAGACAAAACAUGAUUUUUGCAACCAUUAAAGUUGUUAAAGGUUGGGAUUUACCGCAGUUUGUUGCCAUAGGAGCUGCACAAAGAAAUGCAAUUAGGAAAGCUUUAAAUGAAGAUGCUGAUAAAUUAAUAGCUGAAGGUGAUCCAUCUGAUCCACAAUUGAGACGUUUGAGGCGAGAAAUGGAUGAGGUUAAUAGGUUAUUUGAUGAAUUUGAAAAACGGGCUAGAGCUGAAGAAGAAAGUAAAAACCAAACCAAGGUUUUCAAUAAUCAAAUUUACAAUCUUCAACGUGCGCUUGAUGAAGCUGAACGUAUUAUUAAUCAGCGAGUUGUAUCCCCAUUACCGAGAGAUAUCGACUCUUUACAACAACUAGUAAGAGAACAUAAAGAAUUUGAAUCUAGACUACAAAGUUUGGAACCCGAAAUUGAACAAUGCAAGGAAACGUUCAGAUCCAUUACCCUCAAAACGCCCCAACACAAAAAAGACCUUGAAAAAAUGCUUGAAAAAUGGAAAUACAUUUGGAGCACCAGCCAAUUGUAUAUAGAACGUCUUAAGUGCAUAGAAAUCGUUAUAAAUGGCAUGGAUGAUGCUCAACAAGUAAUUUCAGAGUUUGAACACAAACUUGCAGGUCUCAGAGAACUUCCCAACACACAGAAAGGCCUUAAAGCUGUACACGAUGAUUUAUUGAAACUUGAAAGUGCAGUGGGUCAACAACAAAUCGCCAUGGACCAAUUGAAUGACGAUUUUGAUAAUGCCAGGACUGUAACUGAAAAAUCCAGGACCAACCAACGAGGACCACAUUCUGAUGUUGAACGUUUGGACAAAGAUGUUCAAAGAUUAAACAGUAGGUGGGCGAAUGUGUGCCAACAAUUAGCUGAUAGGUUGAAAGGUUGCCAGCAAGCCUACGAAUUGUUGCAAAAAUAUGCUGAAGUCAAACCAGUGGAAGAUGAUUGGUUGAAUGAGCAAUAUGGUAAAUUGGAGGCCUUGCAGCCUAUCAAGGAUAGAGCUAAGGAUACUCUGGAUUCCACUAGGAAUCUGUUGAACAGUGUAGUGGAGCGCACCCCUAAGAUCGAGCACGUGAACUUAAACGGUGGUAGAUUCAUCAGGGAAGGAAAGAUAUGGAGCAAAGGCGUCCAAAAGUUCCGUGACGCCCUACUGGAAGCCCAUCCAUCGUUGGACGCCAGCGAUCUCUUCACCAAACAAGAUGAUGCUGGUCUAUCUGGAGCUGACAUUGUCACAAAGGAAUUGGAUGAGUUUAACGAUCGGUACCAGUACCUGGUGCAGAUUUUGUACGGAAGACUGCAGGACAUUGCACAUAUGAAUCCGAACGACAUAGUAACAUUGCGGUUGGUCGAACAAAUGCAACCUCAGCCUUUCCGAACAUUUAGAACUGAAUUCCACAUGAGCAGUGCUAGUGAGCACACUUCAACCUACACCACAACCACUCACUACAGUAAACAAUAUAUCCAGACAACUAGAACUGAAAAUGGUACCAGCAUUAAAAUAUCCGAUAACCAACAAAAUCGCCCGUUUGACGAAACCGAUAAAAUUGCAAACGGUCGGCCUCCUGAUAAACAUACCACCCUAACGCAAAUUAUACAAGAAGUACCCCAAAAUUGGGGUACCUCAAUGCGAUUCUCGGAAAUUAAAUCCCUGAAACGAAUACACAAAGUACACGAAGGCAUCGGUACCGAAAAUAUUACCGAUAUCGCCGGUAUCAUCAAUCCUUAUACCGGAGAACAAAUGACUGUACGCGACGCGAUAUUGCAAAGAAUUUUAGAUGUGCGUACAGGAAAAAUUAUUUGCUCACCUGAUGGUACUCAAGUUACCAUUGACGAAGCUAAAAGAAUAGGUCUUAUAGAACCCAAAGUAGCUGAGAAGCUCCAAAGUCCGUGCGGUAUUAAAGAAGACGGCCACGAGUUAACUUUACUUGAAGUAAUUCAGAGAGAUAUUUUUGAAGCUGAACAUGGCGAUUCAUCGGAGAAACGACCAAAGGUAACACAUUCCAUAACAAUUAACGAGGCCAUUGAUGAUGGAAAAGUUGAUGUAACUUCCGGAACUUAUACAUUAGAAUCUGGCGAAACUAUUGAUAUAAAAGAGGCUUACAAGAGGGGUUACCUUUUGCAGCAUACGGAAGUUAAAUUACAAACGGGAGCUUUGGCUUUAACUGAUGUCAUUACCCAAGGGCUGAUUGAUGACGUUACGGGCUGGAUUAUCGAUAGGAAUUCGGGUAAUAAAUAUCAAAUUGAUGCGGCAUGUAAAUGUAAUAUUAUUGAGGAUGAUUUAAGGGAAAUUGUCGAUCCAAAACUCGAUACUAAAAUAACUGUUAUUCAAGCUAUAGAUAAAGGUAUUAUAAAUCCAAAGUUGGGUAAAUACGUUUUAGGCCAUGAAAAAAUAUCUUUUCUCGAAGCUAAACGGCGGCAAUUAAUAAUUAAACCAAAAACUUUAAAAGAAAUUGUUGACGAUAACUUAAUGGAUGAGGGGGGUAAAAUCUUAUCCCCUUUACACAGCUCUCGAUUAACUCUUCUAGAAGCGGCAAAUCGUGGCGUUUUAGACGUCGACCAAAUUAAAUCAAUUCUAGAUUUCCGUACAAGCGAUCUUAUCACCCUUAACGAUGCUCUGCGGGAAGGCAUAAUAUUACCCAAUAGUACAUUUAGAAAUUCCGUUACCGGCGAAGUUAUAACCGUAACAGAAGCUGUAAAUAGAGGAUAUAUAAUUUCAGUAGUUAGGAAAUCAAUUUUCGAUGUAGAUGGUUUUCAACCACCUGAUAAGUCCGACCAUAUUAGCUUUAAUGCAGCUAGCGCUAAAGGUUUUAUAAGUAAGAAAAAUAACGGCAGUUUAUUAGUUAAUAAGAAGAGCGGAAAGUUAAUUACAUUUUCUGAAGGCGUUCAAUCUGGCGAGGUGAAACCAGAAGUUUAUGAAAUGCUAACUCGUAAUGUAGGAAUUUUCGAUAAUCAACAAGAACUUUCAGUUAUUGAAGCAGUUUUUAAAGGCUACAUAGAUUCUAAAACCGGCAAUUUAAUUGAUAUUAAAACUAACAAAACCGUAUAUCUUAACGAAGCCAUUGCGCAGCAUCUAAUUACCCCUGAGGGCGCAGCUAUGUUAAACAGCUUAUUAAAUCUUAACGUAUCCACUAAAAUAACUCGUACUCUAGUUCAAAGAUAUGUUACUGUAACUAGUAAAGACAUUAAACAAGAAAUUAUUACCUAUACAGAGGCUUUAAGGUUAGGUUUAAUUAGUAAUGAGCAACAAACUUUUAGAGACCCUAUUACAAACGAAAUUAUUCCAAUUAUUCAGGCUAUAAGCGAAGGUAGACUGGCACCUGAUGUAGAAAGUUCCGAAAAAAUUAUGACUCCUAAAACUCCUACUUCAACUGUGAUCACUAUACUUAGCAAAAAAGAAACUCCUAUUCACAAAGCAGAUAAAAAAUCAACUGAAAAGCAAGUUUAUGAGUUACCUAGUGAUGGGUGGUCACUAUCUGAAGCAAUCAGCCAGAAAUAUUUUGAUCCAAUCACAGGUUUGUUCAUAAUACCUGGCACAGAUCGUUUAGCAAGUUUUGAAGAAUGUGUAAGCUUGCAACUUAUAAGUUCCAACUCGGCUACUGUUAUUGAUCCAGUAACGAAAAGGAAACUCAGUAUUAAAAAAGCUUUGGACAAAAAGAUACUUGAUUGCACGGGUCAUUAUAAAAUUGGCCAGGAACUGCUUACCAUAGAAGAAGCCAUCAAGCGCGGCUAUAUUUUAUUAGAAAAACCUAUGGAAGUUGAUCAACCCACAAGAUUGCUACAAGUUACUAAAGAUGGAAAGCCUUCCAGAGUUGAAGUGUCAACAAUACUUAUUAAAAACCCACCUGAUUAUACUGAAGAUAAGAUAUCUGAUGGUGCUUCCGCUCAUCAACCAGUAGAGGUAAUACCAGGAAUUAUCUAUGAUCCUUCUGCAAACUUAAUAGUAAAUACAGAAAAUAAUGAAGCAAUUAAUUUAAUUCUUGCGGCAAAAGAAAACAAAAUUCCUUCAGAUAGUGUUACAGUGAUUGAUCCUUUUACAGGUAAAACUGUGGAAGUUAAAGAAGCCAUAAGACGAAAUAUUAUUGAUCCAGAAAAGGACCAAUAUACUGAUAAAGUGGGCCAAAAAAUAUCGGUCAAAGAUGCUGUGAAACUUGGUUUUGUUAUUGUGGCAGGAGCACCAAUAGCAGCAGUUUCUUCCGUAGUUAAAACUAUUAAAAGUUUAUAUGUGGUCAAUCCAAAAACUGGAGAAAAAAUUCUUGCAGAAAAAGCUUUACAACAAGGCAUAAUUGAUUUGGCAACUUAUGAAAAAAUGCAAGAGGAUUUAGAUUAUGCCAAUAAAAUCCAAAAAGUGACAAAAAUUACAGAUAUCAAAUCAGGUAGAAUUGAUAGUAGCCAGGAAGCUCUUGAAAAACUGAUCAUCUCUCCUCAACAGCAGGAAGAAACGACAACACGACAAACUACCACUAUAACUUGUCACCCCACUCUAACCAUAACUGACUCGAAGACAGGAAAAACAUACACCACUAAUGAAGCACUUAAGCAAGGUAUUAUUACCCCUCAGGAAAUAGGAAAAUUAGAGCUGGAAAACGGAACUCAUGUAACACUUUCCAAAAGAGAUAAAACGGGUGAUACUAGUGAUGAAGCACCUAAGCGUGACAUUAUCUCACCUGAAAAAUUGAAACAAUCAAAAACACAAAGCACUAUUGUAACCGUUACUGAUCCCGACACUGGCAAAACUUACAGCAUCCAAGAAGCUCUGAAUCAGGGCAUUAUUACACCCCUUCAACUGGAAGAGCUAGAAAAACAAAGUAAAGUCACAACAGCUAUAACGCACACUACUUUAACAAUUACAGAUCCAAAUACAGGCAAAACAUAUACUAGUCAGGAAGCUUUAGAUCAAGGUAUUGUUACUCUCCUAGAAUUAGAAGAGCUAGAACGGCAAAGUUCCAUCGAAACCGCAACGGUUUCAACACACACUGUUAUUAAAAUUACAGAUCCAAAAACUGGCAAAACGUAUACAAGUGAAGAGGCUCUUCAACAAGGCAUUAUUACUCCGCAAGAGCUACAAGAACUAGCAAGCCAAGGAACUACUGUUCAAAUAACUGAUCCUCAAACUGGUAAAACAUAUUCCAGUGAAGAAGCUCUUGCCAAAGGAGUUAUCACACCUCAACAAAUGAAAGAUUUAAAAACACAAUCCUCUGCUAAAAUAAAACUCUUAGACACAACGACAAUUACUUUGGAUGAUGAAGAUGGUCCAUCCGAAGGUCAAAAAACGCGUGCAAGGAUAACCAUCGAGCCUACCUAUAAAGUGAAAAUUGGCCGAGCUCAAUCUUUAAGUCCGGAGAGAGAAGCUAAAAAAGUGGUUUUGCAAAAACUCCGCAGAAAAAUUGUUCAUCCAGAAGAUGCAGCCAAAUCCGGUCUUAUUGAAGCCGAUGCCGCUUCGUUGCUGGUAAACAAAACAAACUUCAUAAGUGAAGAGGGAGGAACCCUUACUUUACAGGAAGCUUUAGAGUUGAACAAAUUCGAUGGAAAUAAAGGUAUUAUUGUAGAUCCUCAAAGAGGCGAGCAAUUAACCAUAAACGAAGCAAUUUCUCGUGGUAUUCUAGAUCCAGACGGAUCCAAUGAAAUUUUAGUGCCCUUAAAUCAUAGCCUAUCAAUCCCUGAAGUAAUAAAGCAAGGACUGCUCGAUGUGGCCACACAAAAGGUUGUGCAUCCCGAAACUGGAGCGCAUUUAAGUAUUAGCGAAGCAAUUAUCUGUGAUAUUGUAGAUCCAUUAAGUACGUUAGUUGAAAAAACUGGCAAUACAAUCACCUUAGGUGAAGCUCUGGAAAGCGGAGUCGUUGAUGAUGAAACAUCUGUUGUAACAACUAGAGCUGGUGUUAAAAAUUUGCAAGAAGCUGUUGAAGAGAAUGUUUUUGAUGAAACCAAGCUUUCUGGUCCAUUGGAUUUGCCUCCAGCAGGUAUGACAUUACCCGUAGCAAUUAAACUUGGCCUUGUGAAUACCGAAAAGAAAGAAAUUUUACAUCCUGUUACUAGAGAAGCUAUAUCCCUUGAUGUAGCAAUUAAAGAUAACCUUAUUAUGGCCUUACCUUUCCCAGUUUCUCAAAAAGCCAUUAAUAUAGAAGACGCUUUGGAUUCCAGAUUGAUCGAUACAGAUUCAGGAACAUUCAAAGAUCCACUAUCCAAGGAAAUCUACCCCAUAUCUGAAGCUGUUGAAAAGGGGUUACUUAUUGUUAAAGAACCCACAAGCGUAAUUUCUUUCAGUACCAGCGCUCCUGUUACAACAGUAACAGAAACUGUGAAUACUAUCCAUACAGUAACCACAAAGACAAUUGAAAUUUUAGCUGGAUACGCUAUGUUGAAUAAAAAUGAAGUGCAAAAUAUUGAAACCGGUCAAAUUAUUUCUAUUGAAGAAGCUAAGAACCAAGGCAUUAUUAAAGAUAUUAAUGAAACUAAAAAUAAAACAGUUAUUAAAGAUAUUCAUAUGUCAUUCUCUGAUGCACUUAAUAAAGGCCUGGUCGAUAUGAAUGCUGGCACGUUCACUGAUCCAAAAUCAGGUGAAUCAAUUCCAAUUCAACAAGCCUUACAAGAAGGCAAAAUUAGUGCUGAGCCUCAAGGAACUAGUGAGGAAACCAAUAUAGCUACAACAAAAACGUCCGAACUAAAUAUUUCUGAAGCAUUUGAAACAAUUUACGAUGAAAAAACACAGAAAUUUAUUGACAUGUCAGAUAAUAAAAAAGAAAUAACGUUCCAAGAAGCUUUGGAAAAGGAAAUUAUUGAUCCCAAUUCGAUUGUUUAUGAUGUGACUUCACAAAAACCAAUAACCCUGGAACAAGCUGUUGAGAAAGGUUUAAUUGAUAAGCAAACUGGUAAAGUGAAAGACGAAAAAACUGGCAAAAGCAUUAAUUUCAAAGAAGCUACAAAAAAAGGAUUAAUUGCGGUGUUGGGAGGACUAGCUUUACCAGUUAUUGCUCCAGUAGCUGCGGGAGUAGCUGCUGUAAAUGCUGUUAAAGAUUAUGCUGAUAAAAAGAAACAAGAAAGAGAAAAAUCAACCACUUCCAGACAAAAUGUCAGUUCAGAAUUCAUCAUGCACGAACAAGAAAAGUCACUCCAAGUUGAAGUAGUUGAAGUAGAAAUGCCGCAACAACGUACAUCUACAGUGCACAUAAUUAAAAAAGAAGAAUCACUUUCCAGUCCAGACAUAGUUCAAAUCUUAGCUAUUGGAGAUGCCAUUUCUCAAAACCUAAUCGAACCAAAAAUAUGUCGUAUUAUUUAUGGAAGUAAAGAACUACCUUACACAGUGCAAGAUGGUUUGGAUCAAAAGAAAAUAAGUCCUUUGGAUGAGGUGCAAGUAAUUUCGAAUUAUAGAGUGAUUCUUGUUGAUGUUCACAAAAAUGCUGUUAUUACUAUUUCCAAGCACAUGACUGGCCAAAAAUUGGCUGAAUUAGGUUAUUAUGAUUUGCGUAAAAGAAUGUUUGUGGAUCCACAAUCUGGAGCUCAUAUAACGUUUGAAGAAUUAGUUUAUGAACUGGGAGUUAUCGAUCCAGAUACUGUUUUAGUUAAAGACUUAACCAAAAAACCACCAACUUAUGUUACUUUGCAUGAAGCCCUAGAAAGGCCACUAAUGGACCGUCAAACUGGAUAUAUGGUUGAUCCAAAAACUGGCAAGCGUGUACCGUUCUUUGAAGCAGUUAAAUUACGUUGGAUUAUUCAUGUUGACGAUAAACCUAAGGAAAAAUAUAAACCGAUAACGCUUCAGGAGAUUGUGGAAACUGAUCAAUUUGAUCCAGAAAAAGUUGAAGUCAGAACUAACACUGGAACUAUACCUCUUAUAAAAGCUUUGAACACGAAUAUUGUUGAUCCCAAAUCAGUAACAAUUCAAGAUCCUAAAAAUAUGCAAUUAGUUCCUUAUUAUGAAGCUAUUGAUAAGCAAAUUGUUGAUCCACAACGUGGACUUAUUAUAAAUACUUCAACACAAAAGACUGUUUCGUUUACAGAAGCUUUCCAGACUGGUUUGGUUCUAGCAAUGCCACGUCCUAUAUCCUUACAAGCGGUGAUUCACAAAGGCAUGUACGAUAGCGAAUCAGCUAAAAUUAAAGAUCCUUUAACAAAACAAUUAUUGCCAAUCACUGAAGCUAUUAAAAGACAAAUUGUCGAUGAUAAAAUAAGCGAAAUUAAAGAUACCAAAGACGAUACCUUUGUCGUUUUGGAAGAUGCCAUUACUAAAGAUAUUGUUAACGGCAAUGAUGGCAAAAUUAAAGACACAAAAACUGGCCAGUUAGUGCCAUUUGAUGAAGCUUUAGGACAACAGCUAAUACGUACCAAACCAGUAGUAUUUAAUUUGCUUCAAGUAAUUUUGGCUAAUUAUUAUUCACCACAGACAGGCUUAAUUUUGAAUCCUAUAACAGGUGAAGAAAUUACACUUGCCAAAGCUAUUGAAUACAAAUUAGUCGAUCCAGUAACCACAAGAAUUAAGGACGAUAGGCGGGGCCGUAUUGUAGAAAUUCAAGAAGCCAUUGAAAACAAUUUAAUUGAUCCAGAAAAAGGUUUGCUAACCAACCCACCACUUACUUUAGAUCAAGCCUACCUUAAAGGCUAUAUUUUAAGCACUGUACUACCAUGGUCUUUACAAGAAACUUUAGCCCAAAACGUUUACGAUGCCAAUUCUGGUUUGAUAAUAUUCAACGACACAAAUGUCACUAUUAGCCAAGCAAUUGAAGGUGGCAUAAUUAAUCCUAAUGUUUUAACAGUUAAAGAUCCAAAAUCUGCAGAUAUUAUAACACUUAACGAAGCCAUUCAAAACAAACUCAUAGACCCAGUUAAAGGACAAGCGUAUGAUCCAAUAACGAAUAGUGAAAUAAACUUGAUUGAAGCUCAAGAACGCGGUCUUAUAGUUCCAUAUAAAACUCAGAUCACUUUACCCGAAGCUGUUUUUAAAGGCUUCUACGACCCAACCACGGGCAAAUUUAUAAAUCCGAAAAACAAAGAAAGAUUAAAGGCUUCAAGUGCUAUAAAUAGGGGCUAUGUUGAUAUUUCGGGAACUUUGGUAACUAUUGACGAAGAAAUUGUAACAUUCGACCAAGCCGUCACUGAUGGUAUUAUUGAUACUAAUGAGGGUAUUUUAAUGAGAUAUAAUGAGCCAGUUGACUUUAAUGAGGCCUUUGAACGAGGCCUUCUAGUAGAAAUCCGUCCUCCUAUUCCAUUAAGUGAAGCCAUCGCUAAAGGUAUUUACGAUGAAGAAUCUCAACUAUUUUUAGAUCCUGAGACUGGGCAAUAUUUGACUCUGAUUGAAGCCAUUGAAAUUAGUUUAAUAGAUGCAAAAUCUGUGAGUGUUAAAGAUACUCGAGUUGGAAUAUGGCGUAAAAUUCCUCUUAUUGAUGCUAUACAUAAUAAUUAUGUUGAUGGUAAUACUGGGAACGUUAGAGACUUUUCUAAAGGUGACCACUUUGAGGUUUCCUUACAAAAAGCUUUUGAUUUGGGGAUUUUGGUUGACAAUAAGGCGGCAGUGAGCCUGCAAAGAGCAAUACAUCAAGGUUUGUAUGAUGAAAAUACUGGAAAAAUAUCAGAUCCCUCAACAAAUAGGAAAGUCACCUUGCAUGAAGCUAUAAGAAACUUCAGUGUAAAUCCAUUGUUGCCAUGCUAUUAUGAUAGAAAACAAGGAAAGCUGUAUAAUCUCUCUGAAACAUGUCAGCUUGGUAUAAUUGAUAGAAGAAACGGCACAUUCAAAGAACUUGUUAGCGACAAUCCAAUAAAAUUAUCAGAAGCUCUUAACCGAGGGUAUAUUGUUGACAUAGAAACUGUCAAUUUUGGUUUGGCAGAAGCUUUGGAAAUGGGACUUUUUAUUCCGGAAGAAGGAUUGUUUAUUCAUCCCACUACAGGUAGGAAAUACAAUCUUAAAGAAGCUAUUGAAAAUGAAUUAAUAAACCCUGUAACUUCAAUUAUCAAAAAUAGUAAACUCAAUAAAUAUCUUUCUCUAUCUAUAGCUAUUGAAACAAAAAUUAUUGAUGACAAUUUGGGUAUUUACACGUUUCCUCAUGGUAAAACAGUUGAUUUAUUAGAAGCUAAAAAUAAGGGCCUUAUUGUUACCUCGCGUACUCCUCUAACUCUAGAAGAAGCCUUGCAAAAUAACUUAUAUAGAGCAGAAUCGGGUAAAUUUGCAAAUCCUAUCAAUAACGAAUUUUAUGAUAUUAAACAAGCUCUCACAAACAAAUUUAUUGAUCCUCAAACAACUGCUCUUAAAGAUUUUACGAACAAUACCACAAAAUCAUUGCCUUUAGCAAUAGAAGAAGGUAAAAUUGACAUAGAAAAAGGUCGCGUUCUCGAUUCGAAGUCCAAGAAAACAUACAACCUUGACGAAGCGUUUAAAAAAGGUCUCUUAAUAACCCUCACUAAGCCUUUAGAAGAAGAAUUUAUUCAGCAGUCAGUUAUUGAUUCUGCGGCUGCUCCAAGGCAGCUACGUGAAUGUGCCUUAGACGAAGCUAUUAAAUUCGAGUUGUUGAAUCUCGAACUAGCUGUUAUUAAAGAUUUACAAACUGGUAGAUUCAAGCCUGUAGCAGAAGCUGUUAAUGAUGGUCAGUUAGAGUUAACUAAAACUGUUGUUUUCGAUGUUCAAGCGGGUAAAGUUAAAUCCUUUAUUGUUACUUACGAUCAAACUUUAAUUAUUUAUGUGAAAGAACCUUUGGCCUUUAAACAAGCUAUUAAUGAAGGUCAUUUAAAUAUUAAUACCGGUAAAUUUACUAUACCGAAUUCCGAUGAAGAAAUCACCCUUAAAGAUUCAAUCGCCCUUGGUUUCAUUGACCCUGAUAGUGUUUUAAUAAAAGAUUCGAAUAAAAAGAAGUUGAUAAAACUUCCCGAAGGCUUCAGAAAGGGCCUCAUUGAAGCCGAGAAGGGCAACGUAUUAGAUAGUGCAACUUCUAAGUUGUAUACCUUACGAGCAGCAUUAGAUUCAGGGUUACUGAUAACACCAAAUGUUGGGUUCACUGUAAUAGAAAGCGUUACAUAUGGAAUUUAUAACCCAACAACCGGUUGCUUUUCUGAUCCAUUUAUAACCACCAAUAUAAUUGAUAGAAAGAAACUUACUUUGAAUGAAGCGAUAGAUCAGAAUUUGGUUGAUCCAAGUACUACGGUGGUUAAAGACGUUGAAAGUGGUACUAUAAUGCCUAUAUUGCAAGGUAUUGAAACAAAGGUGGUCGAUGCAGUUGCAGGUAGAAUACACUGUGCAACUGAAAAGAAAGAUUACGAUUUUGCGAAAGCUCUUGAAAUGGGCUUAAUUCUUCCAGCCGAACAACGGCAAGCCGUUGAAGAGAAAUACAAACUGUGCGACGAUACUUUAUCAAAACUGUUGCUCUGGAUCAGUGAAAUUGAAGACAAAAUCGCCUCCCAAGACGUUAUCCACGAAGUGGAAGAAGAACUCAGAAAUCAAAUAAACACCAUGAAGCAAAUUAAAGACGACUUGAACCAACAUUCUGGCCAAGUAGCUCAUUGUAACGACCAAGUCAGACAACUUGUAUUGACCGCAGGUGAUAUUUUAUCCAAAAGUGAAGUUUCUGCUUUGGAAAAGAGUGGUCGUAUCCUCAAAACUCGUUACGAGAAAGCUUUAGAUAAAGCAGAUAAAUUACUUAGACGUCAAUGGUCUGCCAGAGAUGAACUUGCCAAGCUAAAGAAUGAACUGAAUGUCUUCUCGACUUGGUUGAAUAAAGCUAGAAGAACUUUGGAAGAUAAAGAAAGGGCUUUGAGCGAUUUACAGAGGUUGGAUUCCAGUACUGAUAGCGUUAGGGAGUUUGUCAGUGAUGUGAUUGAUCAUAAAGCAGAUUUAAGAUUCAUUACAAUAUCUGCUCAAAAGUUUGUUGAUGAAGGAACAGAAUAUCUUAAUAUUCUGAAUGACUUCAGAACAUCACUACCAUCACGUCUCCCACACAUUGAACCCCUAUCGUCCCAAGAGUCCCCUGUACGCAGUGAAGUCUCUUUAGUCACUCAACAAUACAGAGAUUUACUCAAUCGAGCCAAUAAUCUAUCAGCCAGACUUUCCGGAGUUGGAACUUGCCAGCGCGACUAUUCAGACGCUCUGGAUAGAGCCAGAUCAUGGCUGAGAGAAGCUGAACCCAGAGCUAGUAAACUACUCAAUGAGCCUAUAGGAGGAGACCCAAAAACUGUUGAAGAUCAGUUACAAAAAGCUAAGACACUUAAUAAUGAAUUUAUUGCUAAUGGACAGCUUAUUGAUAAUGCUAAACAGGCUACAGCUGCCUUGGUAAGAUCCCUGGAAGGUCAAAUAACUCCCUCAGAAAUAACUCGCCUAGAAGAACCAGUUCACAAUGUGGAAAACAAAUACAAUCAAUUAAGUAGCGCUAUAGCAAACAGGUGCCAAGAACUUGAUACUGCGCUAAUACAAUCUCAAGGAGUGCAAGAUGCAUUGGAUGGUAUCAUUGACUGGCUAAAUCAAGCUGAAAACAAAUUCAAAAACAUGCAAAGACCUGCCUCGUUAAUACAAGAACGUUUGGAAGAGCAAACUCGUGAACAUAAAGUUUUCCAAUCGGAAGUUGAUACUCAUAUUUCUUCCAUUGAUUCAAUAUAUCUUUCAGCUAAUGAGCUAAUUGUGUCUACAAGCAAUGCGCGUGUAGCUAAGCAAAUAGAAGGUAAACUAAACGAUGUUAAGAAUCGUUUUGAGAAAUUAUUUGAUCGAGUCCAAAAUCGUGGAGUGUUACUUGCUGAAGUGAACAGAGACUUGAUAGCUUUUAACAACCAAGCGGCUAAAUUUGAAAAAUGGUAUAGCGAAAUUAUGGAAAUAAUUGAAUCUCGCGAGCUAGCCAAAGCUCCAGUAGAACAAUAUGCAAUGCAAAUGAAACAAAUCGCUAAAAAUCGCGAGGACAAUAGAGCUUUAUUUGAAGAAGUUGUUGGUAUUGGUAAGGACUUAUUAAAUAGACGCGAUAUCACUGAUACAACAAAUGUCAGAGAUCGGGUUAAAAACAUGGAAACUCAAUGGAGAGAUCUAGAAAACCUCAUGGAGGAGAAAACUAAAUUGUCAAAGCUAAGAGCUGAACAAUAUAAUGCAUAUGAAGCUUUGAAAGAUCAAGUCUUGGACUGGCUAUCUAGAACGGAAACUAAGGUAGCUCGUUUUGACAUUGUUGCAAUUCACCUAGAAACUUUGAGAAAGCAAAACGAGGAGCUCAAACCUAUUGCGUUAGAUUAUAAAGGAUAUUCUUCAACUAUCGAUAAAAUUAAUGAUAUUGGUUCCGCUUAUGAUAGUUUAAUUAGAGGAGAUAGACCAGACUCUCCUUCACGGCGCAAAGGUUAUAGUCCCACAAAACGAUUAUCAGGACGUAGAUCUUCACAAGAUGGGCGUUCUCCAUCUCCGACCAAAGGGUUGAGCCCUCUAUCGCCUAGUGGGUCUAGUGGAUUCUCUUCUCGACGUUCGAGUCAAGAUGGAUUCCAUUUGGAAGAAUUAUCACCUAUCCAACAACAAUUAUCAGAAAUCAAUAAUAGAUAUUCAUUAUUAGGAGUGAAAAUCAAUGACAGACAAUCAGAAAUUGAUUUAUUACGUGAGGAGCUUAAGAAACAGUUAGAUAAUCUGAAAACACUAAGCACCUUCCUGGAAAAAACUCAAAGACAAUUACCCAAAGAUAGUGUGCCAAACACUAAAGACGAAGCAGAUAAACUCAACAAACAAAUCAGGCAUAUUUUGGAAGAAAUGUACGAAAAACAAUCCCUAUUGGAUACAACGACUAGCCAAGUUCAAGACCUUUUGAGGCGUAAAGCUGGAGCUAUUGGAGCUAAUAAUCUCAAUGACGAACUUGAAGAAGUCUUGUCACACUGGAAGAGCCUUAGUGACCAUCUUAAAAACCGCAUUAAAUUCAUGGAAGAUAUAAAAGAAUUCCAUGAUACUCAUGAUUCGUUAUCCUCUUGGUUAAGUGCCAAAGAACGUAUGCUAACAGUCCUUGGGCCAAUAUCAAGUGAUUCAAGAAUGGUUCAAUCUCAAGUACAGCAAGUGCAAGUUUUGCGUGAAGAAUUUAGAUCGCAACAACCGCAAUUGCAACAUCUUCUUGAUGUAGGAGACAAUGUUUUAUCUUACUUAGAACCUAAAACGCCUGAUCAUCAAAAGAUCGAUAAUAAAUUGACAGCAGUUCAACAAAAAUGGGCUGAUAUAUUAGGCAAAUUAGAGGAACGUGCUGAUUCUCUUGGAGCUGCCGCUGAUACGAGCAGAGAAUUUGAUGCUCAACUUACCAGACUCAGAGAUGCUUUGCAAGGCAUUUCCGAUAACUUGGAUGAAGUAUCGUUUGAAAAAGAUCCAGAAAGCCAAUUGAGGAAAGUUGAAAACCUUGAAAGACAAUUGGAAGGUCAACGCCCAUUAUUAGCUGAUCUUGAAGCUAAUGGAGCUCAGCUAUGUGAGGUUUUGAGCGAUCCAUCUUCAAGGGCCGAUAUUCAAGGUAAACUUGCUUCAAUUGGGCGGCAAUAUAACGCUCUGCAAAAGAAACUUGAUCUCAAAAAAGCUGAAAUUGAAGGUUCAUUGAGAGAUGGCCGACAAUUUGAAGAAUCAUGUGCCAAAACUCUUGGUUGGCUAUCUGAUGAGUUAGGAUCACUAAGCGAACGGUUAUUAAUAUCUGCUGAUAGAGAUGUCUUGGAGCAACAACUUUCUCAUCACGAACCUAUUUAUAGAGACGUGCUUGCCAGAGAACAUGAAGUUAUAAUGUUAAUUAAUAAGGGAAGAGACGUGAUUUCAAGGGCAACUAAGAGCGACACCAGAUCAAUUCAGAGAGAUUUAGACAAAAUUCAACAAUCUUGGGAUAAAUUACGUAAAGAAGCCCAAGACCGUCAAACCAGAUUAAAAACUUGUCAAGAACAUUGCCGCAAAUAUUACACUGCUUUAGAAUCAUUCCUUCCUUGGCUCCGUCAAGCAGAGGAUAAAAUUGAUUCCCUUCGUUUACAAUCAUUUGAAAAGAAGCACAUUGAAAAGCAACUUAAAGAACUACAAGCUUUUAGGAACGAAGUUUGGAAAAAAUCAGGUGAAUAUGAAAACACAAAAUCUUUGGGUGAUACUUUUGUUGGUUCUUGUGAUAUUGAUAAAGAUAUCGUUAAAAACGAAUUGCAAGAGCUUAAAGAACGAUGGGAUAAACUGAAUAACGAUCUUAUUUUGCGCACUCAGGCGCUUGAAGACCAAUCAAGAAAACUGGCCGAUUUCAAUGAGAAUCUACGAGAUCUUAAACAUGGGCUAGAACGUUGUGAAGAUAAACUUGCCUCGCACGACUCUUUAGGAGGUGCUUCUAGAGAUCCCAAACUUUUAGACCGAAUUAGAGCUUUGAAAGAAGAAACUUUGAAACUUAAAAAACCACUUCAAGCUCUUAGAAAUCAAGCUGCUGAUCUCUGCCAUGAAGCUACAGAAAAUGGCAUUGACGCAAACCACCUUAAAAAUGAAGUAGAAAGUAUUGGAGAUCGCAUUGACGAUUUGCAAGGCAAACUGGACGAUCGUUGCUCUGAACUUCAAUCCGCGGCGACUGCAGUAACACAAUUCAAUGACAAAGUCAAAGUACUAACACUUGAUCUUUUGGGCCUUGAAAAUGAACUGGAUAACAUGAAAGCACCUGGUAGAGACGUUAAAACUGUCCGUGCUCAAAUCGAUGACGUUGCUAAAUUCAUCAACAAGGUGAAUAAGGCCUCUAACGAUGUAGAAGAUGCUAUUCUAGCCGGAGAACGUCUUGUAGAUAGCGGAUUUGCUCCAGAUACUGCUCAAACUCGCCAGCAAGUUGAUACUUUGAAAAGGCAACUUGGAAAACUUGAUGAUCGCGCCCUGAGCAGAGAAAAAGACCUUGGAGCAACUCUUAAGAAACUUGAAGACUUUUACAUUGGACAUGCCGAGAUUUUAGAAGGAGUCAAAGAUGCUUCUGAUCAAGUCCGUAAGCUUAAACCUAUUGGCUCUGAUGUUGAAGGAAUUAGAGCCCAACAAAAAGAUUUUAAAAAAUUCACAGCAAGUAUUGUUGAUCCGUUAAGCAAGCACGUAGAUGAUGUUAAUAGAUUUGGUCAAGGGCUUAUUCAAUCAGCUGCUUCAGGAGUUAACACUCAACCGCUCGAAAAAGAUUUAGAAAAAAUGAACGACCAAUGGAACGCACUUAAAGAAAAAAUUAAUGAUCGUGAACGUAAGCUUGAUAUUGCUCUGUUACAAUCAGGAAAGUUCCAAGAAGCUUUGGAUGGCUUAGCAAAAUGGCUUGCCGAUACUGAAGGCUUGGUUGCCAACCAAAAACCAAUAUCAGCUGAUUACAAAGUAGUGAAGGCACAAUUACAGGAACAGAAAUUCUUAAAGAAAAUGUUAUUGGACAGGCAAAACUCUAUGUCAUCUCUCUUUAAUAUGGGCAAUGAUAUUGCCAAAGAAGCUGAACCAUCUGAGAGAAAAGCUAUUGAAAAACAACUUAAAGACCUUAUUGGUCGUUUUGAUGCUUUGACGGAAGGUGCUCAACAACGUACACUUGACUUAGAACAUGCCAUGAAGGUAGCCAAAGAAUUCCAGGACAAACUAAUUCCGUUGCAAGACUGGUUAGAACGUAGCGAAAAGAAAGUCAGAGAUAUGGAACUUAUACCAACCGAUGAGGAAAAAAUUCAACAACGAAUCCGGGAACAUGAUGCUUUACAUAAUGAUAUUUUAAGCAAGAAACCUGACUUUAGCGAAUUAACUGAUGUAGCUUCAAAUCUCAUGUCCCUUGUUGGUGAAGACGAAGCAUCUACUUUAGCUGAUAAAUUAACAGAAGUAACUGAUCGAUAUGGUAAUCUUGUAGAUGCAAGUGAAAAUAUUGGCCAAUUGUUGACAGCUUCGCGUCAAGGAUUGCGUCAUCUUGUUCUUACUUACCAAGAUUUAGCUUCAUGGAUGGAUUCCAUGGAGCAGCGACUAGCCCGCUAUAAAGUCCUCGCUGUUCACACUGACAGACUUUUAGAACAAAUGGAUGACCUAACAUCUUUAACUGAAGAUAUUGCUGGACGUCAAGGAGAUGUCGAUGGAACUGUAGAUGCUGGUGUAGAACUUAUGCGUCACAUUUCAUCUGAUGAAGCUUUGCAAUUAAAAGAUAAACUUGACUCUUUACAACGCCGCUAUAAUGAUCUGACUUCUCGAGGUGCAGAUUUGCUUAGGCUUUCCCAAAACUUGCUGCCUUUAGUCCAGAAAUUCCACAACAACCACAAUAGGUUGGUUGAAUGGAUGCAAGGUGCUGAAUCGAUUUUACAGUCCGCUGAAUCUAAUGAAGGCGAUAUCGCUCGCCUAGAAGUAGACUUACAAGAAUUAAGGCCAGUAUUGGAAGCAAUUAACGUUUUGGGACCACAACUGUGUCAAGCUAGUCCUGGAGAGGGUGCCGCAACAAUUGAAGGGUUAGUUACAAGGGACAAUAGAAGAUUUGAUGCUAUUGCAGAACAAAUUCAAAGACGUGCUGAAAGAAUUCAUCUUGGCAAACAAAGAGCUUUGGAGGUGACUGGAGAUAUUGAUGAAUUAUUGGAGUGGUUUAGAGAAGUUGAGGGACAAAUUAGAGAUGCCGAAAAGCCUUCAGCGGAGCCUGAUUUAAUUAGAGUUCAAUUAAAAGAACACAAAGCUCUGAAUGAUGAUAUCUCUAGUCAAAAGGGCAGAGUACGGGAUAUAUUAUCAACUGCAAAGAAGGUUCUUCGAGAAAGUCCUCCAAGUGAAGAUACGAGUUUGAUUAGGGAGAAAAUGGAAGAUUUACGUGAAGCUAUGGAUACAGUUUCAGCACUUAGCUCUGACAGACUAGGUAUUUUAGAACAAGCCCUACCAUUAGCCGAACACUUCCAUGAUACUCAUAUUGAUCUGGUAAAUUGGCUUGGUGAUAUGGAAGAACAAAUUUCCAUGCUUUCCAUGCCAGCUCUUCGGCCAGAAGUUAUUGCACAACAACAAGAUCGCAAUGAGAUGUUCCUACAAUCCAUUAAUGAACACAAACCGCUUGUUGACAAAUUAAACAAAACUGGAGAGGCUCUUGUAAGGCUUUGCAAUGAGGAUGAUGGCUCUAAAGUGCAAGAAAUACUUGACAAUGACAAUGCCAGAUAUGCAGCUUUGAAGCUAGAAUUGAGGGAAAGGCAGCAAGCGCUGGAACAGGCUAUGCAAGAAAGCUCCCAAUUUUCUGAUAAAUUAGAAGGAAUGUUGAGAGCUCUUACCAACACUGCUGAUCAAGUUCAUAAUCAAGAACCUAUAUCAGCUCAUGUACCUAAAAUCCGCGAUCAAAUUGAAGACAAUGAUGCUAUUGUUAGUGAUUUAGAUAAAAGAAAGGAAGCAUAUGCUGCAGUACAACGUGCUGCUGAUGACGUUAUCCAUAAGGCAGGCAAUAGAGCUGACCCAGCUGUUAAAGAUAUCAAACGAAAACUUGAUAAACUCAAAAACCUAUGGGAAGAUGUUCAAAAAGCCACCAAGGAUCGUGGAAACUCUUUGGACAAUGCUUUGGAUGUCGCGCAGAAAUUCUGGAAAGAAUUGCACGCCAUUAUGGCUACUCUUAAAGAUCUUGAAGAUUCUUUAGUCAGUCAAGAACCACCGGCAGUUGAACCUAAAGCCAUCCAAGAGCAACAAGUGGCCUUGCAAGAAAUUAGACAAGAGAUUGAUCAAACUAAACCUGAAGUUGAUCAAGUUAGAUCCUCUGGUCAAAAAUUAAUGAAAUUAUGCGGGGAGCCAGAUAAACCUGAAGUUAAGAAGCACAUUGAAGACCUUGACAAUGCUUGGGAUAAUAUCACAGCCUUGUUUGCUAAGCGUGAAGAAAAUCUUAUUGACGCUAUGGAAAAAGCGAUGGAAUUCCAUGAGACUUUGCAUGAUAUUUUGGCAUUCUUGGACAAAGCUGAAAAGAAAUUCGAAAAGAUGGGUCCUUUGGGUGCUGAUAUUGAUGCUGUCAAGAAGCAGAUUGAUCAGCUCAAAAACUUCAAGGCUGAAGUUGAUCCUCAUAUGGUUAAAGUUGAAGCACUUAAUAGGCAAGCUCAAGAACUCACAGAGCGCACUACAGCAGAUCAAGCAGUCGCCAUCAAAGAACCCCUUUCAGCAGUCAAUAAGCGGUGGGACGAUUUACUUAGAGGCAUGGUCGAGAGACAGCGGCAACUGGAAAAUGCUCUGUUACGUUUGGGACAAUUUCAACACGCCCUCAGCGAGCUUCUUGUUUGGAUUUCAAAAACUGACAAGACUCUCGAUGAACUCAAGCCAGUGGCAGGUGACGCCCAAGUCCUAGAAAUAGAAUUAGCCAAGCUUAAAGUGCUUAUCAAUGAUAUUCAAGCCCAUCAGACCAGUGUGGAUACACUGAAUGAUGCUGGAAGACAAAUUAUCGAAAGUGGGGAAGAUCGCCAUGAAGCAUCUGCAACUCAAGAAAAACUCAACACCCUCAACACUCAAUGGCGCUCUCUAGUGCAAAAAGCAGCCGAUAGACAACGUGAGCUUGAAGAUGCUCUCACUGAUGCUCACAGAUUCAAUGCUGAAAUUCAAGAUCUACUUUCAUGGUUGGGUGAAGUUGACGGUAUCAUCGCCGCUUCUAAGCCUGUUGGAGGUCUUCCUGAAACCGCAUCCGAACAGCUGGAACGUUUCAUGGAAAUUUAUAAUGAAGUUGAAGAAAACAGACCUAAAGUUGAAACAGUUUUGGCUGAAGGACAAGAGUAUCUUAAAAAGGCACCGCCAAAUUCUGCAUCUAAUCUGCAACAUAAUCUGCGUACUUUGAAACAACGUUGGGAUUCCGUGACUGCUAGAGCUAAUGAUAAGAAAAUUAAAUUGGAAAUUGCUCUUAAGGAAGCUACAGAAUUCCACGAAUCACUACAAGCAUUUGUUGAUUGGUUAACUAACGCUGAAAAGAUUUUGACAAGCCUAAAACCAGUUUCAAGAGUUUUGGAUACGGUUCAACAACAAAUCGAAGAACACAAAAUAUUCCAAAAAGAUGUUAGUGCUCAUCGUGAAAUCAUGCUGGCUUUAGACAAAAAGGGAACCCAUCUUAAAUAUUUCAGCCAAAAACAAGAUGUCAUUUUAAUCAAGAAUCUUCUAAUCAGUGUCCAACAUAGAUGGGAGCGUGUAGCCUCAAAAUCAGCUGAACGUACAAGAGCUUUGGAUCUGGGCUAUAAAGAGGCCAAAGAAUUCCACGACUCCUGGUCAGCAUUAAUGAAUUGGCUAGAUGAUACCGAUCAAAACUUAGACCAAUUCAUGUCUGAUACUGCAGGUAAUGAUCCAGAGAAAAUUAAGGCUCGUUUAUCCAAACACCACGAAUUUCAACGCGCCCUUUCUGCUAAACAAUCCACUUAUGAUACUGUAAUGAAGAAUGGCAAACAGCUUAAAGAUAAAGCACCUAAAACUGAUGAAACAACUAUUAAACAGAUGCUUGCAGAGCUUAAAAACAAAUGGACAUCUGUCUGCAAUAAGAGCGUAGAAACUCAACGAAAACUUGAAGAAGCCCUCCUUUAUUCUGGUCAAUUUAAAGAUGCCGUUGCUGCUCUCAUGGAAUGGCUUAGAAAGGCCGAAAAAGAAUUAUCAGAAGACAGUCCAGUACAUGGUGAUCUAGACACUGUGAACCAUUUAUUCGACUUGCACAGGCAGUUUGAAAAAGAACUUGAAAAACGAAAUGAUCAAAUGGAAUCCGUUAUGCGAAAUGGUCAAGAAUUGGAGAGGACUGCAAGCAAACAUGAUGCCGCGCAUAUUAGAAGACAAUUAACAGAUUUGACGCAAUUAUGGGAAUCUGUUACUGGACUUUCUCAUCUGAAGACUGAUAGAUUACAUGAUGCUUUGAAGGAGGCUGAAAAGCUUCAUAAGUCAGUUAAUAUGAUAUUGGACUGGUUGUCUGAUGCUGAAAUGAAACUUCGUUUUGUGGGAAGCACUCCUGAAGAUGAAGCUACAGCCUAUGAGCAACUAAAAGCUUUGGAUGAAUUCAGAGCUCAACUCAAUCAGAAAGAAAUUGAAAAAGAUCAAACUCUCAAUUUGGCACAUAAUAUCCUCGCCAAAUCCCAUCCCGACUCAAUAAACGUAAUCAAAAAUUGGAUUAAAGUUAUUCAAUCCAGAUGGGAAGAAGUUUCCCAAUGGGCUCUUCAAAGACACCAAAAACUUUCUAGUCAUAUGCAAUCCUUACGAGACAUGGAUGAAACCCUAGAAGAACUUAUUCAAUGGCUCUUGGGACUUGAAAACACACUUAUAGCUUUGAAAAGAGAGGAGCUUCCUAUGGACAUUCCAGCUACGGAGCAAUUGAUUGCUGACCAUAAAGAAUUCAUGGAGAACACGCAAAAAAGACAAGUUGAAGUUGAUAGAGUGUGCAAAGCUAAGCAGGUUAAACUUGCUCAAGCUGUUAAGGAUCCCAGGAAGUUUGGAAAAGGGAAAGGACCUAUGUACGUAUAUUUAUUUAUGAUUUACAUUAGUCAUCGCGGAUCACAGCACGAUAUUCAUGAAAGUUCAUCCGACUACGGCACCCUUGGACGCAAGCAAAGUUCUAAAUCCAAGAUAAUAAUAUCAGAGUUACAUCCACCUUUCAACCCCCAAAAACUAACAAUCACAAAACUCUAUAGCGAACCGGAAUUCCGUUCACCCCGAGUGAAAUUCCUCUACGACAAAUGGCGUCAUGUAUGGGUACUGGAAUGGGAAAGACAAAGAGAGCUGUACGAUCAUUUGGCUUAUUUGAAGGAAAAAGAAAAGGCCGACAACUUCUCGUGGGAUGACUGGAGAAAACGCUUCCUGAAGUUUAUGAAUUACAAAAAAUCCAGGCUUACAGAUUUGUUUAGAAAAAUGGAUAAGGAUAACAACGAACUGAUACCGAGGGAAGAUUUCAUUGAUGGAAUUAUUAGGACUAAAUUUGACACUUCGAGACUAGAAAUGAAACACGUCGCUGAUAUGUUUGAUGAAAACAACAGAGGCUUAAUAGAUUGGAAGAAAUUCAUUGCAGCCCUCAGGCCAGAUUGGGAAGAAAAGGCACCCGACCAUGACGCCCAGAAAAUACACGAUGAAGUUAAACGGCUGGUUAUGCUAUGUACUUGCAGACAGAAAUUCAGAGUGUUCCAAGUUGGAGAAGGAAAAUAUCGCUUUGGAGAGAGUCAAAAAUUACGCCUAGUGCGUAUUCUCCGUAGUACUGUGAUGGUACGUGUCGGAGGUGGCUGGGUAGCCCUCGAUGAGUUCCUUGUGAAAAACGAUCCAUGCAGAGCUAAAGGCCGCACUAACAUUGAGCUACGUGAGCAAUUCAUCUUGGCGGACGGCGUGUCUCAAACCAUGACCGCUUUUAAGAGCAAACGGUCUUCAGCCACUCCCGUUUCCGGUUCCUCUUCGAGUUCACUACGCACACCUCAAGGGCCAAUCACUAAGAUUUUCUUCUAUACAGGUAAAUACAGCUUAGCAAUAGAUAACGCCCACGAACACUUGGCCGAACUAAUGCCGAUCUUUGACGAGAUCCGACGUAGGGGAGAAACUGGCAACGCGUAUCCACUGCACGUGGGAUCCACCGCGGGCCCCACACUUCACAUGGCCCAUGCCAACCCCAACACUUGCUACUGGGUCAGAGAAAGAUCUCAGAGGUCCGUACCAAUGGGAAGCCUUCCAAGAAAUUCCAAAUCCGGUCUUUCUGCCGGUACUCCAGAUUCUCUUAGCGAUAACGAGAGCGGUUUCAGAACUCCCAAAAGGCCAAGUUAUAGGUCAGCACUGACUCCAGGAGGUUCGAGGAAUAAUUCCCGGCCUACUUCUAGGACUGGAAGUCGACCUGGUAGCAAACCACCUUCCAGGCAUGGAUCGAAUUUAUCUUUAGAUAGCACUGAAUUAGUUAGAUUGAUGCCUAUUCAAGAGUUUGCUCAAAAUCAGACGAGUGCCAAGUUAAUUACGGCAACAUCGCCUAAUUCAGUUUCACUAUCAAACUCAGUGACCUUACAAAAUUCAUUGGCCUUGGCCAACAAGGAUAACACGAACGAAUCAUCGCUUACUUCAGCCAAGGAACAGCACAUUCAGCUCUUAUACAAAAUCAACUUACCGGGCCUCACAGUAUUAAUUAAACCAAGCCUCAACUUGGGAACUAAUGUUUCUGACCUGAUUAAGGCAGUACCAUUUUCGCCUAAAAAAAUACCAAGACGAACCCCAACAACAUCAGGUCGUAGUUCAGCGACUACCUCUACAGCAAGAAAAGCUUUGAAUGGUACAAACUCCACACCAAGAACUCCUAGUGGUCUAAGAUCGCCUGCUAGUCCAGCUUUAAGGACACGAACACCUUCUGGUUCUAAUACUCCCGUACAUCCCGAUCAGCAGACAGCAGUAUCCCGCUUAUUACGAAAAAAUUCGGGAGCAUCCGAAACACCAACGGGACAGGCUCGUAAAAAGAAAUCAACCAUCGAAGACCGAGAGCCUUUUAGGUUAUAAAAUUAAGUGUAGAAUUUAAAAUUUAUUUUAUUUUAGUUUAGGUUUCCUUAACUUAUUUCAAAACUUAAAAUGACUGACAUAAGUUAGCUUUGUAUUUCUAAAAAAAAAGGUUUGUUCAUAUUUUUGUAUAAAAAAAAAAACUUGUUAAUUUAUUUAGGGUUCCAAAGAGUGAUGCCUUUUUGGUUGGCAAAAAUCGCCAGUUUUGCCAAUCGGAGACGCUUUAUUUAUUGUGAAUUGAUGAUAAUUUGAUGGAAAAGUUUAGUGAAUUUAGGUAUGAAAUGAAAAAAUAUUAGGAGAAAAUCGAGGAAUGUAAUAAUUUUGUUUUUGUAUAAAUUAGUUGCCAUAUAUUAUUAUUAUUAUAAAUCAAGAUCGAAUUAUUUAUAUUUUUAUUUAAGAGUUUUUAUGCUUUAGUUAUUCGAUUUUGUUCUUUUUACCAAAACUUUUUACUUGUAUUAUAUUAUUGUCAAUCAAUAGGAUGGGACCAUUUUUUUAAGUUGAUCUUUUAUUUGAAUGUUUACUAAUUUUUUUUUGUCUAACCAACGCUUCACAAUAUUAUUCACUAUGUAAUAUUAUUUCAUAAUUUUGUUGCUAGUGCAGUUCUAGCAAAAGUUCGAAAGUGUGAUUACCAAACUAGAUGCGUUUGGAGAUGUCUUACAAUCGCCAGUGUAAGAUGUUUUUUGAACGUGUCUUUCUCUAUGUAUUGCUUUUGUAUUAUUUAUUUAACUGUUAAUAAAAACUAAAUUUUAUUA
Molecule: messenger RNA, 27605 nt
Organism: Ceutorhynchus assimilis (cabbage seed weevil)
Lineage: Eukaryota; Metazoa; Arthropoda; Insecta; Coleoptera; Curculionidae
Source: the annotation of a GenBank genome assembly